This is a messenger RNA of Penicillium odoratum, 1065 nucleotides long. RefSeq lists its product as uncharacterized. The transcript is spliced from 4 exons. Gene Ontology annotation, molecular function: nucleotide binding; oxidoreductase activity. The coding region runs from base 1 to 1065 and encodes 354 amino acids. The record is from RefSeq and is a predicted model, not a curated record. NCBI's taxonomy places the organism in Eukaryota, Fungi, Ascomycota, Eurotiomycetes, Eurotiales, Aspergillaceae. Gene Ontology annotation, cellular component: cytoplasm. Gene Ontology annotation, biological process: NADPH regeneration.
AUGUCUGACAAACUUCAAGUUGCCGUCGCCGGUAUUGGUCGCAUGGGCAUGCGCCAUGCCCGUCACUUUGCCACUCUAACACCCCGUGCCGAGCUCAUCGCCGUAUGCUCGCCUGUGCAAUCCGAGCUUGAUGCCGCGAAGAACGAGUUCAAGGGCGUGCGCACAUACCUCGACUACGACCAGAUGCUAUCCCAGGAGAAAUCUCUACAGGCAGUUGUCGUUGCUAGUGCGACCACAGUACACGCUGAACAAGCCAUCAAGGCUAUUGAGCGAGGAUUACAUGUUCUUUGCGAGAAGCCAAUCAGCACCAGCCCAGAGAUCUCCCAAUCAGUGGUAGACACCUACAAAGCCUCGAUCAAGAAGUUCCCGAAUCAGAAAGUCAUCUGUGGAUUCUCCCGACGCUUCGACGCCUCGUACCGUGAUGCACACCGGCGCAUGGCAUCCGGUAACAUCGGUACCCCAUCCGUCUUUCGCUCGCAGACAUGCGACAAGCUCGACCCUAGUGGAUUCUUCGUCGCCUACGCCGAGUUCUCAGGUGGUAUCUUCGUGGACUGCUCGAUCCAUGAUAUCGAUCUCGCACUAUGGUUCUUCGGCGAAGAUACCAAGGUGAAGAGUGUCACAGCGAUCGGUAUCACGGCUGUGCAGCCUGAUCUGCGUAAGCAUAACGACCGCGACAAUGCAUUGGGAAUUAUCGAGUUCUAUGGAGGUAAAAUCGCUCAACUCUACUGCUCCCGCAUGAUGGCAGCUGGUCAGGAAGACUGCACCGAGGUGUUCGGCACAAGUGGAAAAAUAGCAGUCAACACACAGCCCCAGCUGAACCUCGUCAACUUGUAUGAGUCAACUGGAAUCCGGCGCGAGAUUCCAGCGGAUUACUAUGGACGGUUCCGAGAGGCUUUUAUUACAGAAGCGAAUGAAUUUACGGCUUCUUGUUUGGACAACACGGCGCCUCCGCUGCGGCUUGAUUCAGCUGUUAAAGCUGUUACUAUUGGGUGUGCAUUGCAGGAGUCGUUGAUUACUGGAAAGAAGAUUGAAUUUAGAGAGAACGGGGAGCGGGCGAAGCUGUGA